AUGCCUCUGAGCACUUUCAGCUGUGAGGGCAUUAUAAGUGUGUGCGACCCCUCAAAAGCAGGUUUUGACAAGUGUACUCAAUUUUUCCAUUAUGCAGCCGAACACUUGGGAAAGUUACCAACAGAUGGCGCAAUAGGAAAAAUUCAGCAAACUAUUGUCUCUGAUCCAAAGCUGAGGACUCCGUCAUCAACAAGUAAUGAAUUCACAAAGAACUCUGAUCCAAAGCUGAGGACUCUGUCAUCAACAAAUGGUGAAUUCACCAAUAACUCUGAUCCAAAGCUGAGGACUCUGUCAUCAACAAAUGGUGAAUUCACCAAGAACUCUGAUCCAAAGCUGAGGACUCUGUCAUCAACAAAUGGUGAAUUCACAAAGAAUUCUGAUCCAAAGCUGAGGACUCCGUCAUCAACAAAUGGUGAAUUCACAGAGAAAUCUGUUCCAAAGCUGAGGACUCCGUCAUCAACAAAUGGUGAAUUCACAAAGAAUUCUGAUCCAAAGCUGAGGACUCCGUCAUCAACAAAUGGUGAAUUCAUAGAGAAAUCUAGUUCCAAAGCUGAGGACUCCGUCAUCAACAAAUGGUGA
This is a messenger RNA of Limulus polyphemus (Atlantic horseshoe crab), 579 nucleotides long. Its product is annotated as flocculation protein FLO5-like. The transcript is spliced from 3 exons. Bases 1 to 579 code for a protein of 192 amino acids. The record is from RefSeq and is a predicted model, not a curated record. NCBI's taxonomy places the organism in Eukaryota, Metazoa, Arthropoda, Merostomata, Xiphosura, Limulidae.